Salvia splendens (bonfire salvia) is the source of this 1432-nucleotide messenger RNA. RefSeq names its product cytochrome P450 71A8. Bases 752 to 1309 code for a protein of 185 amino acids. Gene Ontology annotation, molecular function: iron ion binding; heme binding; oxidoreductase activity, acting on paired donors, with incorporation or reduction of molecular oxygen. NCBI's taxonomy places the organism in Eukaryota, Viridiplantae, Streptophyta, Magnoliopsida, Lamiales, Lamiaceae. The transcript is spliced from 2 exons. The record is from RefSeq and is a predicted model, not a curated record.
UGUAAAAAUGGAUGAGUUAAAGUUGAAGGCAUUCAUGAUCCUCUCAUCUCUUGUUUCUCUAUUAAUCUUGUUAAUUAACCGAAUUUUCCUGAAAUCCUCAAACAAAAGGAAACUGCAAAGCUACCGAUAAUCGGAAACCUACAUCAGCUGAGCUCCCUCCCUCACCACGAUCUGCACUCCCUGGCCCGAAAACACGGCCCGCGACAUCAUGAAAACUCACGACCACAACUUCUCCAACCAGCUGGAGUUCAAGGCGCUGAAGAAGCUCCUCUACAUCAGCUCAGCCCACUACGGAGAAUACUGGAGGCCGAUGAAGAGCAUCUUUGCCCUACAGAUGCUGAGCAGCAAAAGGGUUCAGUCCUUCGGCUCCAUAAGGGAAGAAGAAACGGGCCUUCUCGUGAAGAUGAUUGGGGAAUUUGAGUGAGAUGAUUGCGCAGAUGAAUGGUGAUGCGGCUUUCGGGAGGAAAUACAGUGAGACCGAAAAUGGAAAAAAGUUUCUGCGUUUGAUGAAGGAUUUCAUGGAGCUUAUAGGGUUUAUUAAUAUUGGUGAUUUUAUUCCUUUGGUCGUGUUAAUGGUUUUGAUAGGAGGCUUGAUACCACUGCCAAACAGAUGGAUGAGGUUUUGGAGAGUGUGAUUCAACAACGCCAACGAAGAUUUUGUCGAUGUUUUGCUCCAAAUCUACAACAAUCAGACUCAUGAUUCCUCCUCCAUUGAUCGCGACACCAUCAAAGCCUUGCUUUUGAAUGGGUGAUGUCCGAACUCUUACGACAUCCAAGGGGGAUGGAGAAGUUGCAACUCGAGGUACGAGGCAUUGUUAAGCAGAAACAACAUAUAACACAAGAAGAUCUAGAAAAAAUGGGGUACAUGAAGGUUGUGAUCAAGGAAACCAUGCGUCUCCAUCCACCAAUCCCAAUGCUUGCACCUAGAGUUGCAAACAAGGAUGUGCAGAUCAAAGGCUACGACGUUUCAGCUGGAACCCUAGUGAUGAUCAAUGCGUGGGCCAUGGGGAGGGACCUAGCCUUGUGGGAUGAACCAGAGAAGUCUACUCCUGAAAGAUUCUUGAAUUCUUCAGUAGAUUUCAAAGGGCAAGAUUUCGAGUUGAUCCCGUUUGGGGCGGGAAGAAGGGGAUGCCCUGGGGUCACAUAUGCUACUGUUACAAUGGAGCUUGUGUUAGCGAAUCUAGUGCAAAAAUUCGAGUGGAAAUUGCCUAAUGGGAUUGAGCCAAAACACUUGGACAUGACUGAGAGCCCUGGGAUCACUAUCCAUAGAGCUCUUCCUCUUCUUGCACUUGCCUCUCACGCUCAAUAAUUGGACAACUUCUAAAUGUUUACAAACGUAUGGUUUUGUCAUAUGCAGUGUUUGUAAAUUGUAAUAAUGUAUAUAGAAUAUGCCUUUGAGAGAUCUUCGCACCUUUAUAUAUAUUUUUUUUCA